AUGGUGUUGAAGGUAGGGACAGUUCCGGCCAUCCAGUCAGCGCGCCGGGUACCGCAGAUGCUCAAAAGACCUCUCAAGGAGGAACUGGACAGGAUGGAGGCACAGGGCAUCAUAGCAAAGAUGGAAGAACAUUUUGACUGGAGAACCGUCGCCCUGAGAGAUCUUCUCAAAGAAGGAUGUUGUUUCGAAUGGACAAAGAGCCACGCAGAGGAGUGGCAGAGCCUUAGAAACUCCUUAGCGUCGUCACCGGUUCUGGCCUUCUUUGACCCGAGGUUGGAAACUAAGGUCUCCACCGACGCCUCUCAGUUCGGACUUGGCGCGGCCUUGCUUCAACUUCAUGACAGCGAAUGGCUACCUGUGGCAUAUGCCUCGAGGGUACUCACAGAAGUUGAAGGCAGGCAAGCACCUGCAGCUGGCCGACACACUGUCUCGGGCACCACUAGUGACAGAAAUCGCUCGGGGCGUGGAUGUCGACGUGGAGGUGCAUGCAGUAUCAAUUCUUUCAACGAUGGACUUCUAAACUACAGAACCACUCCUCAAGAAGAUGGCAACACCCCAGCAGAGCUGUUGAUGGGCCGGCGACUGCGCACACGGCUUCCAGACAUUAGGCGCACCACGCAAGUACAAGUCCGAAAGCAUCAACAAGAUUCCUCAAGAGGCACUCUACCUAAACCGCUGUUGCCUGGCCAACAUGUACGUGUACUACAGGACGGCGCCUGGACCCUAAAGGGAAAGAUACAAGAUGUCGCAGCACCUAGAUCAUACAAGGUGGUCACUGAAGACAACAGACCGCUACGAAGAAAUCGACAACAUCUUCUGCCCGCACCCGAACGGUACGUUCCUACACGGCCGGACAUGGAUUCAGCCCGUCACCCAGAAAACGGACAUCGAGUUGAACCACCCGCGACUGAAGACUCUUCGCAAUCUGUAACCGAAUCGGCCUCACCUUCCAAGAAGUGUCUACCUUCAUCUGACGAUGGGAAGGAUUCAGAGCCCUGUCUACGGAGGUCAUCCAGGACAAGACGUCCACCGGACAGGCUCGUGUAUACAUAGUUGUGUUCUUUUAAACUGUCUGCAUGUAUGAGUUAGUAUUAGAUGUGUAACGGUUAAACAUAAAAAAAAGGGAAGAUGUAUCGGUAUGCUGAUAACAGCCCAGCGCGUAGCAUAUCUAAUCUUAACCUUGAGCGACUUCACGUGGUCCUGUUUG
Molecule: messenger RNA, 1207 nt
Organism: Ornithodoros turicata
Lineage: Eukaryota; Metazoa; Arthropoda; Arachnida; Ixodida; Argasidae
Exons: 4
Coding region: 1-1053 (350 amino acids)
Source: RefSeq, a predicted model, not a curated record